This is a messenger RNA of Ipomoea triloba (trilobed morning glory), 591 nucleotides long. RefSeq lists its product as uncharacterized. The record is from RefSeq and is a predicted model, not a curated record. The transcript has a single exon. Bases 1 to 591 code for a protein of 196 amino acids. Lineage: Eukaryota; Viridiplantae; Streptophyta; Magnoliopsida; Solanales; Convolvulaceae.
AUGGAUUUGUAUGGAAGUGAAGCCAUUGAAACAACUUCAACAAAACCAAACAAGUACCCCUUGUGCUACCUCAAGAAAGCAUUGCAGUUCUUAGUCCCAUUGUCUCUCCUAAUUUUGUCCUCCUAUAAUUUUCACUUCUCCCACGCCUUGGAGAGGAAGUACAUGUUCCUCAUUUGUAAUGGAAUACUUUUCUUUCUCGCUAAGACCCUCACUUUUACCUCUUCCUUUACUGAUCUCGACUACACGCCAUUUAAUGUUCAAUCUCUGCCACCGGAGACUCUUAUUGGCCUUGACCACGAUGCUCAUCAGCUUCAACAACAAGAAGAAGAAGAAGAAGAAGAAGAGAAAGAAGAGAUAUUCUCAUCAUCAGGGCAUGGUGGAGCUUUGAAGGUAGAAGCUGAUGAUGAGAAAGGUGGAGGAGCAGGUUUAGUAGAUGCGUUGCAGACAGAUGAUGAAGAAGAAGAAGAAGAAGAAGACAAUGAUAUGAACAUAAACACAGAAGAGCUUAAUAGGAGGGUUGAAGAGUUCAUAAGGAAGAUGAAAGAAGAAAUCAGAAUUGAAGCUAAACAACAACACCUUAUUGCAGUGUAA